This is a messenger RNA of Morchella sextelata, 819 nucleotides long. RefSeq lists its product as uncharacterized. The transcript has 3 exons. The record is from RefSeq and is a predicted model, not a curated record. Lineage: Eukaryota; Fungi; Ascomycota; Pezizomycetes; Pezizales; Morchellaceae. Gene Ontology annotation, molecular function: molybdenum ion binding; pyridoxal phosphate binding; catalytic activity. Bases 1 to 819 code for a protein of 272 amino acids.
AUGCUAAUCCGCGUGGAGCCCGAGGAUGGCAAGGUCGUCAAUUUGACGGUUAAGGAUAACCCGGAGCUCUGUCUAUUCCAACCCUCCCUCUCCGAUGACCUCACCUCCCUUCACGUCACGCACAAAUCCACCCCCUCCUGCACGCCCAUCACCAUCCCCCUAACCCCCACAUUCCCCGCUGGAACCAAGACCUACCCUAUCUCCAUCUGUGAUACAUCCACCACUGGCUACGAUAUGGGCCCUGAAGCCUCCCUCUUCUUCAGCACCCAUCUCAACUACCCCGCACACCUUGUCCACAUCGGGCCCAGUCACCGUUCCACAAUCCCCACAAUCACCCCAUCUCCCCAGCACCCACAGGGAAUUUCCUUCGCCGAUGUAGCACCAAUUCUUCUCGCGACAGACGUCUCCUUGAAGGACGUCUCAAACCGUGCGGGUGAGGACUUUGAUAUCACGAAAUUUAGGCCGAACAUAUACGUGGACACUAUGGGUUCUGGGGUGGAUGCGUAUGAUGAGGAGCUAUGGGCGGAGGUGGAGGUGGGGAAAGAGGGGGGUGGUGGUGAGGUAGUGAGGUUGGAUAUGACCUUCAAUACGCCGAGGUGUACGAGUAUCAAUGUGGACUAUGCGACGGGGAAGGCGAUGCCGCCGGAGAAGCAAGUAUACAAGAAACUGAUGAAGGAUAGGAGGAUCAACCCUGAGCAUCCAUAUAGUCCCUGUUUUGGAAAAUAUGGGUUUUGUGAGCAAUUUGGGCAAACGAUCAGUGUUGGUGACGAAAUCAAGGUGACGAAGAGGAACCAGGAGAGACACGUAUCAGGUAACUGA